Hypoxylon fragiforme is the source of this 2152-nucleotide messenger RNA. Its product is annotated as pyridoxal phosphate-dependent transferase. Gene Ontology annotation, molecular function: L-aspartate:2-oxoglutarate transaminase activity; pyridoxal phosphate binding. The record is from RefSeq and is a predicted model, not a curated record. Lineage: Eukaryota; Fungi; Ascomycota; Sordariomycetes; Xylariales; Hypoxylaceae. Gene Ontology annotation, biological process: L-aspartate biosynthetic process. The coding region runs from base 644 to 1960 and encodes 438 amino acids. The transcript is spliced from 3 exons. Gene Ontology annotation, cellular component: cytosol.
CGCUAACGUACAAACUUUUGUAAUAAAAGACAACUUCGGUGAUAUUGAUGUGUGAAUGAUCAAAUAUACUAUUGGCAUUAUACAACAUCGAAGUACUAUCUACUAAGCACUGGACCAGUCACCACUGGUAUUUUAUGUACAAGUACAUGCAAAGUUUACAAACGCACAUAGUUACAAACGCCCUAGGUUAGCUGACUGUUGACCCCGCCCCCGGUUCCCCUCGACCGUUUGGAACCUAUCGUUCUUUCUAUAAUUAUUCUCCCUGACAAAGUAUCAGUCCAUCUUUAAAACAAUCACCCCACCACCGGAUUAAGCUCAUAACCCACUCCAUCUCCAUUCAUCCACUCAAAGAGCAAAGGUGGAAGCAGCACUGCAACGGACCUAUAACAUUCACCGUGUUUGAUAUCCAUCGGCCCACACUUGGCAACUUCGCCAACAGCGAACAGCGAACAGCACUAUUAGGUACAAUUAUACGACAUAGUACAUGCCUACAUAGUUACUACCUACGUAUAGUAGUAUCAGACCUACAGCAGCAGGAGCUAGAAGUGCCCCAGACUGGAUCCCCCAAUUAACUCAGCUAUCAUUUAUCAUUAAUCAGUAUCAUUUAUUAAUCCCACCUUACCUCUUCACCCUUUCUCACAUCAUGCCCUUUGACCCAUCCUACCACGGUCAAUCAGUAUCACGAGUCAAAAGCCUAGUUAGACAAAUGGCGCCUCCAUCAGCAACCAACUUCACCGCCGAGGUUGUCCCUCAGGCACCUGAGGACCCUCUAUUUGGGCUCAUGGCAGCUUACAGAGCUGAUCAGGACCCAAAGAAAGUAGAUCUCGGUAUCGGUGCUUAUCGUGAUGAUAAUGCUAAGCCUUGGGUAUUGCCCGUGGUGAAGAAGGCAGACGAGGUUCUUCGAAACGACCCAGAGCUGAACCACGAAUAUGCUCCUAUUGCUGGCAUUCCCUCAUUCACCGGUAAAGCCGCCGAGCUAAUCCUUGGUGGUGCCGACUCUCCUGCUAUCAAAGAGAAGCGUGUCACAUCUGUGCAGACUAUCUCGGGCACUGGUGCUGUGCACUUGGGAGCUCUUUUCCUCGCCAAGUUCUACACGGGGAACAAGAAGGUUUACCUCUCCGAUCCUACAUGGGCAAACCAUAACCAAAUCUUCAACAAUGUCUCCAUUCCUGUAGCCAAGUAUCCCUACUUCUCCAAGGACACAAAAGGAUUGGACUUCGAGGGCAUGAAGUCCGCUUUAUUAGGUGCUCCCGACCGAUCGAUUGUCCUGCUGCAUGCCUGUGCACACAACCCCACAGGUGUAGAUCCUACCACGGAGCAAUGGAAGGAAAUUGCCGAAAUCGUCCGCUCGAAGAACCAUUUCCCCUUCUUCGACUGCGCAUACCAGGGGUUUGCUUCCGGUAACCUGAUGCAAGAUAACGCAGCGGUCAGAUAUUUCGUCGAGCAGGGAUUUGAGCUCGUCGUUGCCCAGAGUUUUGCCAAGAACUUUGGUCUAUAUGGUGAGCGAGCAGGUUGCUUCCACGUCGUGACUGCGCCUGCACCCGAUGCAGAGUCCACCAUCAAGAGAAUUGCCUCUCAGCUUGCUAUUCUACAAAGAUCUGAAAUCUCCAACCCUCCUCUAUAUGGUGCCCGCAUCGCUAGUACCGUUCUGAACGACCCGAAGUUGUUUGCUGAAUGGGAGGAAAAUUUACGCACCAUGUCUGGUCGUAUCAUCUCCAUGCGCAAGGCACUACGCGCGAAACUGGAAGAGCUUGGUACCCCAGGUACCUGGAACCACAUCACGGAUCAAAUAGGAAUGUUUAGCUUUACCGGCCUGACAGAACCACAGGUGUUGAAGAUCCGGUCAGAUUUCCAUAUCUACAUGACGAAGAAUGGGCGCAUAAGUAUGGCGGGCUUGAACACAAGGAAUGUCGAAUACGUGGCCAAGGCGAUUGAUAAGAUCGUCAGAGAGGUUCAGUAAAUGGGGUAAAUCAGGGGUCAAUGCACAUUUUGUGCGAAUCACGAAUUCUAUAAGCUUCGGUUUAGGAAGACAAAAGUGGGCAUAAGAGUAUAGUUAAUCUCUCCUCGUUAAAUUCGUUGACUUUUACCACUCUAUUUCCUGUGGUUAAAUAGAAUUUUAAAAAAAUCAACCUGGGCAAAUGAUUGAACGUUA